UUUUUUUGGGAAGAGUGAGAGAAGACCAUCAUUUAAUUUUUUUUUUAUUUUAGAAAGCGGCAUACAGAAAAUCCUAAUAUUCAUAAUAUGCCAUAUAAACGAAGUAGAGAUCAAAAACGAUGGAAAAACCAUGCAAAAAAACAAAUUUCCAAGGAAGAAACAGCUGAACGUAUGCGGAAAUGGAGAGCUGCCAAUAGAGACAAAAAUAAGCGUAAUGACCUUAGAUGUCGAGUCUAUAGAUUAGCCAGACAGAAAUUUGGGGAUGAUGAUUAUCUUGAGAAGCAAAUUUUUAUUCAAGAUCAAAUUAAUCGUCGAUUAGGACGACAACGCUCACUGAUGGAGAAAGCAGCCAAUUUGUUGAAUUCAUCUUCAACAACAGAUCCAGGUUUACCUUCUUUGUCAUCAUCACCAUCAUCAUCCAUAUCAUCAUCACCUUCAUCAUCACCAUCAUCAUCAUCAUCAUCAAGGAGAUUACAUCCCAAUUUCUAUUGUCAAGAAAAAUUGUUACCCUUUUACAAUGCCCCGCAUGAUCAAAUUGUAUUGCCGACAAUAGCAUCUUUUCGUCCAACAUACUUCGACAAGUUAAAUAAGAAGCCUACUUUCUUUCCUUUGUUGAUGAUUAAUCUACCUCCAAUUCAAUCAACUAAUUAUCAUAAUCAUAAACCUUUUUCUAUUUUACCUCCUUUACUUUUACAACCUAAUCCUAUCACUGUUCAUUAUCCUUCUCUUCCAUUGAAACUUUGACCAAUGAAUAAAAAA
Halteromyces radiatus is the source of this 759-nucleotide messenger RNA. RefSeq lists its product as uncharacterized. The record is from RefSeq and is a predicted model, not a curated record. The transcript is spliced from 2 exons. Lineage: Eukaryota; Fungi; Mucoromycota; Mucoromycetes; Mucorales; Cunninghamellaceae. Bases 88 to 744 code for a protein of 218 amino acids.